Condylostylus longicornis is the source of this 10529-nucleotide messenger RNA. RefSeq names its product ectopic P granules protein 5 homolog (gene Epg5). Lineage: Eukaryota; Metazoa; Arthropoda; Insecta; Diptera; Dolichopodidae. The transcript has 32 exons. Gene Ontology annotation, cellular component: cytoplasm. The record is from RefSeq and is a predicted model, not a curated record. Gene Ontology annotation, biological process: autophagosome maturation. Bases 448 to 7797 code for a protein of 2449 amino acids.
ACGAAUUUUUGAACGAAUUCCCAUGCAACACAAUAUCACGUUGAAAGUAACAAAAUAUCACGUUGCACAGGUAGAGUCAAACACAAAAAUUAUAAAAAUAAUAAUUCAAUUGUAAUUAAGAUUUAAAACAGAUCGGACGGAAUAAAAAAGAAGAAAAUCUAAUUUUGUGCGUUUUAAUUUUUUGAUUUAAUUAAUAAAAAAUAUUAAGGUUGCGAGUUCUUUUUAUUUUUUUAUUUUUUUAAAAUAAAGAAGCCCCAGUGUUUGAUGCAGCAAACUGCAUUAGUGCAUUCGUCAAUCGUCACAUCCCUGUUGCAACAUAAUAUUUUAUUAUUAACUUAAUAUAAACGCAAAAAAAACAAAGAACAUUGGGGAAUUACAAUUUUCUUUAUCAUCAAACUUUAUGAAAAUAUAAAAUGUUAUUUUGGUGGAUAUUAAAAAUUGACUAAUAUGGCUACCAUUGAAAAAACUAGAGUUAAGAAAAAGAAAAAGGUCAAAGAAACUUCUGAACCCGUUGUAGAAGUCUCGCGUACUGAUUCUAACUAUGCUGUGAACAAAAAUGCUAAUCAGCCGGAGGAAGGAAGGUCAAGCGAUUUGACUACUGAAUUAUUUGUAGAUAAUGGAUUGAAAAAUGCCAACGAAGAAUUGAUUAACUCAGAAAAUCCCGUACAAAUCGACAGACAAAUUAGCAAUGUUGAAAUUCCAACCGCACCCAUUAUAGAUCAAUUUCCGAACAAUAAACAAUUGGAUAGCACUACUUCUUUUCAAUAUCCUGAUUUGAAAGAUAUAGAAAUAUGCAAUGAACCUAAAUUAGAACCACCUUUGAUCACUAAAAUAUCUAUUGCGCCAAAUCCUAUGACGAGAACUCAGUUAUCGCAAUUAUAUGAAUGCAAAAUAUUGGAUUUAGUUAAACAAUUUGAACUUGAAUUUCUAGCAAGUUCGCUGAAAGAAAAUUUUGAUAAUGAUCCAUUAUAUACACUUUUACAACAAUAUGCAGUAGCAAGAAGUAAAAUUAAGGUUAAUUUAAUAGAUUUGAAAGAUUUGAAAAAUAGAUUUGAGGCGCUGAAAAAUGAUAUAUGGAAAAUUACAACUUGUUUUAAUCAGGAUAGCGGAGUUUGUAAUGACAAUGUUCGCGUUACUGCCAAAGAAAGCUAUGAGAUUCGUGAAAUAGAUCAGACGAAACUUGAAAAUUUAUACUCUACUUUGACUUCAAUGCAUGAAUUAAUUUGUUUUUCAUUUACCAAAAAUAAAAUAACAGCUGAAACAGCAAAGUUAAAGGUUGAUCAAAUUAUAAGAGAAAUUCUAUCACAUCCAUGCUUUAUCAAAGUCGAAUCUUACUCAGAUAUUCGUGUUGUAAUGGAAACAGAUUCGUUGACAUUGCAAGGUUUAAGUCAUCUACGAAGAGCUUUAUCCAUUCUAUUCAGUUGUCUUCGAAAGCCACCCCCGGAUAAGAUAUUUUCUAAUGAUUUAAUUGUUUGGAUUGACACUUUAGUAUCUGCAUAUCUGCGGGUAGCAACAAUUCAGGAUCACUGGUUCCUUAUUUUUCAAAUUUUACGUUGUCCUAGCGGUGUUUCUAAAUGGGCAACCAAAUUUAUUCAAAUUCCUGAAGUAAAAAAAUACGAAAAAUAUGAUUUAAUGGAGUGCUUGGAGAUGAAUCAUUGCUUAUCAAUUUUACAAAUAUUACUUCUUCCAAUAAAGAAAAGAAGUGAAUUUUUGUUCGCCUUGUCAAAAUCUCACAGGGAAAUAUCAGAUCCAGUGCAAGAUGAUGUUUGGAUAAUCGUUGAUUCUGACGGCGAAGAAGGAAGUGAUUAUAAAGGUGAAUGCCUUGGAAUGAAAGAAAAUGAUUUAAUUAGCUUUUUAAACCAGAUUCCAUUAGAAAUGAUCUUUCGAUGUGCUAUAAACGCUGAAAAAAACAAUAGUGAUUAUGAUAUAGAAAGCGAUCGUAUUAGCGAAUAUCAAUUCUUACGGAUUAUUGCUUUUUUUACUAAUUUGAUCGAGGUUUUUGGGGAAGGCUUAUUGACCUAUAAUAUAGAACGUUAUAAACAGUUUGCUAAAAGAUUAGGUAGAUUAAUAAGGCAUACCAUUCACUAUGUAUCGGAUAUACACGAAAUUUUUUUGAGAAAUAAGUUAUCAAAAGACCCUUUUUCUUGCGAUCAAAUUACAGUUGAAAUGAAUGCUUUUAUCAUUAAAUCCUGUAGCUAUAUUUAUAAAACUCCAAAUUUAGCAACAUGGCAAUAUUUUGCUUCAUUACCAUUCACUUUACUUCAAACCGAUACUUUGUGGCAGCUAUUUCUUUAUCUUAAUGUGGGAUUUCCUGACGAUUUUCCAGUAGCUAAUGAAGCUAAAAAUGAGGAUGUUAAGUUUAAAUUAGAUUUUAAAAAAACAUUGUGUGAACAAAAUUUCUGGUUUCGCUUUAAUUUAAUUGCGUCACAUUUAUCUCCAGAAGAUUUGUAUUAUUUGAUUCAAGCGUUUUUUGAAAUGGCAAACGAUAGGGAUCGAUCGAAAGAUUGGGAAUUCAUAGAAACAGUUUGCUCACACAUUUUUUUGGUUGGUUUUGUUAACGAACCGACGAGAGAAACUUGCUAUAAAACUUCGCGGGAUAUGUUGACUAAUCUAACCUUAUCAUAUCCAGAGUUGAUCGAUUCAUUAUUACUUCAAAUGAAGAUUCGAUUUGGUGAAACAGAUAAUUUAAUUUACUUGGUGAAAUCACUUCCACUAGAAAAUUGGAAAGCUAAUAUUUCAAGUUUUGAAAUUUUGUCAAAUUGGUUGCUUAAUUAUAAUUACGAUUGCAAAGAAAAUGCGUUAGCCCGUAUCAUAAUUAGUCAUUUAAAUUGGUGUUUUGAUACUGAUAAACGUUUAUUUUUGCCACACAAUAUCCACGUACGAAUGGCUUGUCUGAUAUGUGAGGCACUAAAUAAGCAUAAUCCAGAAAUUAUUGGGGCGUCGUCAAUUUCAGAGGGUAUGCGACAAGUUUCAAAUUUGAUCGAAAACCAUUCCGAUAAAGAACAAUUUACUACAUGGUGUUGGAAUAUGAUUUCGUUAUUACGAUUACAUUUAAUGGAUCAGAAUAGCGAAGCAAUUAAAAGAACUCUGCAAAAUCCGUCAGAUUACUUAUGCUUUGUUCCUGAUCUUGAAAAUUUUGACAUAAUACAUCAAGGUGUCACAGAAAGCCGCCCACUAGCACUUUACAUUUCUUUAUUAAUAAGCUUAUGGGGCCACUCAAUUCCGUUAAUAUGCCAGAAAGGGAUUAAUCAAAUGAAAAUGUUACUAUUAGAUCACCGAUAUAAACAAGUGAUUAGAUGUAUUCAGUUGAUUACACCGUUGUUUUUAGAAAGUCCAGAUACGUUGUCUCAAUGCGAAAGUUUUCAUGAAAUAUUAAAAAUUAUUUUAAACGCUGAUCGAACUUAUAUAAAAAUGGCAAAGGAUUUAGUCAAACCGAAUUCUCAUGGACCAGUAUUUGAACAUUUUAUCAAUAUGAUGCAAUCACAAAUUAUUCAUUAUUAUGAAACAGGAUUAACGACACCAUCGUUGUUUAUUCACUUAUGGCUUGACAUUUUAUCGAAUUUUCCAAAUUGGCAAAAUACAAAUGUUGUUUUCUUAGUAGAUGCCAUUUUGAAAAUUGCUUAUCAGUUUUCUGAUUCAUGGUCUAAUUGCAAAGAAUUCUUCAGAGAAUAUUAUAAAAACUGUAAUGAUUGGAAAAUGGAGCGUGCAUCCACAUUUAAACUGUUUUUGAGUUCUGGAAAUCAAAAAAAAUUUCCAAAUUUGUCUACUGACUGUGGAUGGUUGUCUUUAUUACUCUUAGAACUUGAACAUGAAACACAAGAAUGUAAUAUAUUAUGGCCAGAAUUUUUAAGGAACUUAUUUGAAAGCAAUGAGAAAAAUCUGGAUAUCAUUUUAAAGAGAAGCUGUAACGCGAUUGGCUAUCAACCAUUUCCUGCUUCAUCUUUGGUGUUAUAUAAAUAUGCAAAUUUAAUAGCAAAUUCAGAUGUAAAUCAUCCUUUAUUGCCAAUUUUUGGACAAAAGUUUUUUCUUCUAUAUUUAGCACGAAUAAAUUUAAAUUCAGAGGAAGUCAGGUUUCACAGUUUUUACGCUGUCUCAGACAAAUUUUAUGAAUUUAAUAUUCCAUUGAUGAAGAAAAUGAAAUUAAGAAUGAAAUCAGCGGAAGAAAACUAUGCAAAAUUAUCUUCAGAAAAUGCUGGCAAUGAAGUCCUAUUGUAUUUUUACACGCAAUGUGCAAAAAUUAUGAAAACAUUUUUAUUAUGGCUGGAAGAGACAGACUUACAAAAAAUAUCAAAACAGCAACGAAUCGAUUUACCUCCGCAGUACAACACAGAAAAGCUAAUGGACAUUAUAAAUGGAAAUGAGCAACAUUGGACAGAAUUUAUAUAUCUUCGAAAGAUUCGCGAUCAACAAAAACAAGCGUCCAGUCAGUGGCUCCGAUUUUGUUUUAGGCUUCAAGAAGUGAAGCCCAUAUCUAACGACAUAUUACAAACAAAAAAGCAAAUAAAUGCGAUAGAACGCAUUAAAAACCAUUUAAAGUCUUACGAAAAGCCUUUGGAACCACCUUGCUAUCAAAAGAUACCACUAUUAUUUAAUCCGUUAGCAAUCAAAUCGAUUGAUUCGCGUAUCCUGGAAGAACUGAGAAGAGAAUUAAAAUAUGUUGAUGAAUUCACUGAAAACUUCAAUUUCAAAUUCAAGGAAAUGGAGUCUUUGAAUACGAAUUUUAAGGAACAAAUUCAACUCUUAUAUAAAAAUGUACCUUAUUUAAAGGAAGUAUAUCGAGAUUGUUCAAGUAUAACAAGGUUUAAUAAAACAUGUAUCGGUCCAGCAGCAAUUACUCUAAAACUGAAACGUCCUCAAAAAAUAGAAAGUGUACAAAGAAAAGUAGACGAUAACAGAGAAAAGUAUGAAAAAUAUAUUCAAGAAAUAUCCCAAAGCAAUAUUAACGCUCUAGUGUAUUCUAUCCAAAAUAUGGAACAUAUUGUUAGAUGUCUUCUAAUAGCACAAGCCGAAAUCACAGAGAAGACCCAAAGUGGCAAUGUUCAAGUAUCACGUGUUGCAAUUGACUUUUUUUAUGAUAUUUUGAAAAGCUACAAUCAGACCAAUACUCAAACUGUUGAACCAUGCAAUGAAAGUUUUUCAUGUAUUGUCCGUGAAUUAGGUAUUUUCAUUCAAAACAACCAAAUAACAGAAGGGCCUAGAAUAUUAGAUAUGAGUUUAAAAAGACCUGAUUUAUUACCGUUACUUUCUGAGCUUCUUAUCCCUUUGAAAGCAAGUCCUGAAGUGUUUUUAAAAAUGUACAGACUUUUAAUAGACGCCUAUUUGAAUAACUAUGAUGGUGAAACGCUUUUUAUUUUACUAUCAAAAUUUAAUGUAAACGAUAGAUUAAAAUCUUCAAAUUCGGAAAUGACCCUACUACCUCAAUUGUUAAAACUGAUAUUUAACGGUUUGGAAAAUUGGAACAAACCAGAAAGCGGUUCAAUUCAGGAUUUAUUUAGACAACAUUUAGUUUGUAUUUUCAAUAAUGAUUUCCCCCGAAAUUGUUUGGAAGUUUUGCAGAUAAUUUUAAAUAAAAUUGCAGAACAAAAAAUUUGCACUGUCGUACUUUUAGAUUUGUUAAACUCUUUGUUUAAAAAAGUGGGAUGCAACAGCUUAACUUUAGAGUCAUCGAAAACGAAUAUUGAAGAUGAAUGCAUAAAAUUCGCAAAUCGACAGAAUUUUUUUGAUUUCAAAACUAUAAAUGACAUUUUUAAACUAUUUUCCCAACAUUUUCAAAACGAAAGAUUUAAUAACGGCUUACAUGGGUUAUAUCCAAAAUACAAAAAUUAUUGUUUAUCAUUGUCGAUGUGGUUUACUUUGAUAGAUAGAUCGAUAAUAUCUUCAGCUAUUUCAAUUUACCCUGGAAUUCUGGGAAAUCAAAUAUGUGAUUCAAUAUUUGCUCCUAUCAUUGAUUUAUAUUCCCCUUGGCUUACAAUAUAUAAGCAAGAUGAUUUACAACACUUAGAUUCAGUUUGGUCAAAAAAUUUUUCCGGAAAUGGUAAAGAUUUAUUGCCCUGGGAUGCAUCUUACUUGGAUGUUAGUGAAAUUAUGAUUCACUCAUUUGUCAACACUUUGCAGUACAUUUUGAAAUAUCUACCUGUGUCAAAUGCAAUUCUGGGUCAUGUAUACAGUUGGUACCAACAUCACUUUGUAGAUGGGGAUCUGUCGAAAGAUGAAAUUCGCUUAAUAAUACAAAAAAAACUCAUGCAGCUAAAUUGGGAAAAAUUUAGUCCAGAAACAACUCACAUUGAUUUUUUCUAUCGGACUCUUAACAAAGGUUCUCCGACAUGUAAGGCUUUUCUUUGUCACAUUUUCGGCCGAAUUGAGUGGUCAAUAUGGAUGAAAGAAAAUUAUAGUUUUUGGGACUUAAAACGACAAUCUUAUACAAUUAAUUUAUUGUUACCAAUUUUUGUCAAAAUCAGUUUUGAGCCUACUUUAAAUUCUAACUCACAAGCUAAAAUUUUAUAUGAGUCCUUAGAAUAUCCUUGGGAAACACUUGAUGUUAAAAAUAUUGAAGAAGUGUUAAACUGGCUUACUUUGUCUUCAGAUUCAUUACUAAAUAAAGACUCAGGAAAUAAUGCUAUCAACGAGGCUAUACUUAAGUUGCUAGAAAAAAUUUGUGGAAUGACAAGUGAUAGCGAUAAUAGCGUAAAAUAUAAAAGAGUUUUAUACAUUAGAACUAUGGUAAAAAUUUUAUAUUCGUGUUCAUCCAAAAACAACAAAUUGCUAAAAAAUGUGGAGGCCUUAAAAUAUCAUCACAAUGCUCUAGUGGCAAUUCUCAAUAAUUUGGAUGAGUUAUUAUUAAACGAACGAUCUUUAAAAGAUCAAGAAAUAGAGGGGCAAAACUUAUUGUUUGAAAUAAUUGGUCCUUUACAAAACACAAAUCAAACUUUGUCAAAACCCUUGGUUGAUGCAAUUACAUAUUGGCAAUCAGUAUCUAACCCCAAAAGUAUCGCUUUACCUUUAAUCUUAAACAGUUUUGGUCUUUGUAAAACAUUCAACUAUAAUAUGUAUUUAUUAUUAGAAGAAACCUUAUACACAUAUUUUAAAAGUCAUAAUACAGAUACUAAAACACAGUCCUGGGCGGACAUUUUCAAACGUUUGUCGCAUGUCAUCAACAAUUUCGACUAUCAGAUUUUGCUUCAAGGACAAUUUUUCCUCGUAUUACAUUUAUUUAUCUUAUACAAAAUACAAAAUAUGAAUAAUCCGGCGGAGAAAAUUACGUUUUUGCAAGACUUAAGUCAAAUUUUAGGAAAUUUAAAAAUUAAUGAGAUAAAUGAAUCUAGAUUGAUUCUUUUAUGGGGAGCUGUGAUAACUUGUGGUUGUAAAAUGCUAGUUUUAACCGAGAAUGCUAAAAAACCUCUUUUAAUGAUGGCAAGACAACUUUUUAUCUUUGCCAAACAAUGUGAGGGAUGGAGUGAUAGUUUAUUGGGAGCUAUAGGAUUACGACGAGAUAGUGGUCUUUAUAAGCGCAAAAUUUUGUUCAGAUGCUUAUCAAGUAUUGUAUUCAGCUUAUUUCCUGAUCAAAGCGGUGCAGAAACCAAGGAAUCACAAGAAUUUGUUUUAUCUCUGGAUGAACUAAUUAAUGAAAGUCUAAAUAAAUCCACAAAUUAUAAGCAGCAAAUUUCUCAAGCCAUUGAAAUAAUAACAAAUUGUAAGAAUUCGGAGCCGGAAAACGUUACGGAAUCUGUUUUCAUAUUAAUAAAUCUGUUUUAUAACGAAAAUUUUAUGCAAAGUGCACAACAUGUGUGGAAAAUCUAAGUGACCUUAUUUUAAUUGACAUUUCCUAAUUCCAAAUAUUAAUUGCAAACUUUUUUUUAUUAUUUUUUUAUACAAGUCAAAAAAACAAAAUGUUGGUAUAAGUUAGUAGUAAAUACGUACUGUAGUAUUGUACAGUUAUUGCUAGUAGUAUGAAAUGCGAAUAUAAAAAAGGAAUGAAGUUCAUAUAAAUAUGCAGUCCAACGCAAAAGUAUUCGUCCCUUAAUAAAAUUGAAAAAGGAGUAUUAAUAAUUAAAAUUAAAAGAGUAAAGAAAAAUAUAAUUUACAAUGAAAAUUCAAAGAUAAAUCAACUCAAAGGUAAUUUAUUUCGUAAAGAAUGUUUUUCUAAACAAAAGAUCACAAACUUAAGUAUGUGAUCUUAACUUAUUAAGUUACUAUUUUGGUAACUACUUCUACAAAAACUACUUCUCUUUGAUAUAAUUAUGUAAAUGAGAUUUACAAAAUAAGAAAAUAUAGAAAUGCUAUUAUCUUUUAUUAACAAAUUGUAAGUAAAGACACAAAAUUUCUUAUUAGACUUGAAUCUUGCAUUGUUGUUCUAGUAUAACGGUUCGUUCUUAUUUAUUUAUUUUUUUCUUAUUGCUUUCUCUUGUAUUGUUCUUACUUUUUUUGUAUCUGGUGGUGUUAUUAGUCCUUAAGUUUUUUUUAUAUUUUUAUUUGUGCUCGAUUGUUUGAUAAUAUUUCAAAAUACAAUGACAUAUUAUUCUUUGUCUGUAAGAUUUCAGAAUAUAAUUAAUGUGUUUUUACUGUAAUAACAUCACCAUGUUUUCAAACCGUUAUAAGUAAGCCAUUUAUUACAUCAGAAGGUAUCUGCAAUACACGUGUAGGUUUUUUUAUUUGUUGUCUCUUUCAACUUUAGUUCAAAUUGUUCUUUAAACAAUUUUUUAAAUAAACAUCUUUAUCUUUUGAAUAUCCUUUAAGAGUUUUACUAUGUAUUCAUUUAAGGGUUUAGUUUAAAUCCCAAAAUCAUUUGAACUCAUUAUUUAUAUAAAGAAUUUGAAUCUUAUGCUUAUACUAAUGUCUUAAUAUGUAACAAGUCCAAUUUUUUUACGAAAUAUUUCGAUUUGUUGCCUUCUUUCCUGUUUUAUUGUUUAAAUUUCAUUGAUCGUGUCUUCUUCGAUAUUUCUUAUUAUUUUUCUUUUCUUUUUACGUAAAAAAUUUUAAUAUUUCGAAAAAUCUCAGGAUAUUAUUCACGUUUUUUAAAAGCUUCCCAUUUCAAUUCUAUUGAACGAAAAAAAAAAGGUAGGAAGAAAGAAAAAAUGAAAAAAAUUUUUGAGGAAGGAUGUAUGAUUUUUCGUGUACAUUUUUUAUUUUUCAAUAAGGUAAGUUUAGUAGUGUCGGCUAACAAAAAUGGUAAUGAAAAUAAUAUGAUGUGGUAAAUUUUAAUAAUUUGAGUUAUUAGUUCAUUUUAGUUAUUUGGAAGACAUUUAUAGAAUUGUUUCAAUUAAUUUCAAUUAGUUUUUAAGUUAUUAUUAAUAUAAAAAAUCGUUGCUAUUGAGAUUAAAAAAAAAAAACAACAUUUGAAAUUAUUAAAAAAGUAAACAAGUGGAAAUAUGUUUCCAUCGAGUGCCAAUUUAUUCUAUUUUGAUGAGUACACCAGUAAUAGUAGUGAAGACGAAGAAAAUGCAAAUAUUGGAAGGAUUUGUAUAAAGGAUCUAUCAAACCUAUUGGCCUUACCAGAAACUGAGUCAAUAUAAUUGGUUUUUUAUUAGAAGUCCUAGAGCGUUUAACUCCACAGCAAGGUUCGCCGACCUUUCCUUCAAUAUACUUUUAUUUCUUCAAAUUUAAAUCUAUCACGAGCUGCCUCCUUUUUUUUGAUUACUUUCAUUAGUUCUACUAAUUUUGCGAACUGCUCCUGAUGUUUUUUAAACUAAAAGUUUAUGAGUUUAUAUAUACUAACACAACUACAUGUAAUAAUAAAUAUGUAUAUACUCAAUAUGUAUACAUCAACGAAAAAAUAGUUGUAUAAAUAUAUGUACAUAUAUAUUUAUACAACUAUGGAUAAAUAGUAAAACAAACAUUUUUAUUAUAUACAAUAGAUGCUACAUAGAUAUUAUUUAUUACAAAAAUUUAGUUUAAUUACAUUUACCUUAUUAUAGAUAUUUAAAAAUUAAAAUUUAUUUUACAACUAAUGUUUUACCCUUUUUCACAAUAACCCCAUCAUAAAGUCUCAAAGUAAUAUAAACUACCAACUGAAAAUCACAAAAUUUUAAAUAUUACUUCCAGCCACCUAACGCCUAAUUUUGACGUUUCUCUCGAAAUAAUUUUAUUUCCAUAAUACCAUUUAGACGAAUUCGAGAACAAAGACAUUCGCUUCGCAAAACCAUAAUAACCCCAUAUACAUACAUAUUUUUAAUAUUGAAUUAAUAAAUUACCUUUGAGUUGAUUGAUUUUUGGUUCUUAUUCGAAAUUAUUUCAAUACUCUUUAAUUUUAUUAAAUGUACGAAUAUUUUUGCGGCUGGGGUGCAUAUUAUAUAGAAAUAAGGCAUUACUUUUCUUAUUUUAUAUUUUCGCUUUAUGAUCGUUUUAUUGAAAUAUUUUACAUUAUUAUUUUUAUUUUUAUAUGUACAUACAUAAGAUUUUAUUGCUAUAGGGACUUAUUGUAAUGUACAUAAAAGUACAUAUAUUUGUAUGUACAUAUGUACAUAUAUAUUAAUAACAAAGCGUCUAAUUUUGUUUCUAUGCAUAUGUUCAUAAAAUAAAUAAUAAGAAAUUUA